Messenger RNA from Dentiscutata erythropus, 333 nucleotides. The record is from the annotation of a GenBank genome assembly. NCBI's taxonomy places the organism in Eukaryota, Fungi, Glomeromycota, Glomeromycetes, Diversisporales, Gigasporaceae.
AUGGGUUGGUCACGAAAUUGGUUGGUCACGAAAUUGGUUGAGACACAAAAUUGGUUGGGACACGAAAUUGGACAUGAAAUUGGUUGGGAUUCGAAAUUGGUUAGACAUGAAAUUGGUUGGUCACGAAAUUGGUUGGUCAUGAAAUUGGUUAGUCACGAAAUUGGUUGGGAUACAAAAUUGGUUGAGACACGAAAUUGGUUGGUACGAAAUUGGUUGGAACAUGAAAUUGGUUGGGACACGAAAUUGGUUGAAAUACGAAAUUGGUUGGACAUGAAAUUGGUUGGAUACGAAAUUGGUUGGGACAUGAAAUUGGUUGGACACGAAAUUGGUUAG